Messenger RNA from Mercenaria mercenaria, 814 nucleotides. Its product is annotated as testis-expressed protein 49-like. The transcript has 3 exons. The record is from RefSeq and is a predicted model, not a curated record. Bases 127 to 561 code for a protein of 144 amino acids. Lineage: Eukaryota; Metazoa; Mollusca; Bivalvia; Venerida; Veneridae.
UUUUACAUAACCCGGAAGUAACACUCGGCUUGCUUAGCAACAAUUUUCGCGGAUUAUUUCUGAAUUGGCAAAAUAAGUUGUUCUUGCUUUUUGCUGUGUGAACACAGAACUAGAAAGAAAUAAGCCAUGUCUUUCUUCGGGGUCACACAACUUGGCUACCAAAACACAAUAAGAGAAGGGUCUGCUCGGGCAAAAUUGGAACCAACUCGAGCAAAAACACAACUUGGAUUUAUUGCAUUUCCACCACUGGUUGAAAAGAAUCCGCCAAAAAGAUCUAUUGUGCCGAUAGAUCAAGUGUCAGCAUAUGGACCUGGUCCAAAAGACUCUUAUGUUGAAUUUACAAGAAUGAGAACGAAACACAUUAGAACACCGAAAGAACCACCCCAGUUGUACAACUACCCUUUAACAACAAGUCAAGGUUGUGGUUGGUGGACACAGCAUGAACCUCUAAAGAAAAACAUGACUUGGGCAUACGUGCCAAGACAUGUCAAACUUAACAGUGAAAUGACCAGAUUUGUUGACCAGAUGGCAUUGACUAACAGAGAAUUUACACUAUUUUAGAGACGUUGUUCAGUUUGCCAGUAUCGGACAAUUACUUGUACAUGUUUUCACAAAAUAUCAAAUAUUUUGUAUAGAUUUAUUAUUGUUCAAAAUGAACCAUUCUACUUAUAAUAUAUAUUUUUAAAGCUAUUGAUUAGGUUAUAUAAAUAUUGGUUUUGAAUACAUGUGAUUUUUUUAUAGAACUACAAACACAUUUUAAGUGAAGUUUAUGUUUUUAUAAUAUAAAACAGUAUAUUCUUUAUAUUUUAACUGC